AUGGCUAUAGAUAUGGGCACUAGAGAUGCGCAACCUAACACGUACCCGACCCGACCCGAAGUGCAAGCCGAUAUGACACAAAAUGAAAGCUCCAACAAAACGCAGAACGCCGCAGAAUCUCUUGGUCUGGAAUCUGACGCCACUCAACUAGAACCAAGGCUGCCUGCUGGUAACGAUGAAAAUUCAUCGCAACCUGAACAUCCGUCAUCCGUGUGUCAGUCUGACAUAUUACAGCAGCGCUUAGCGAGAAGUAAACUACCAAUGUCAAACACGUGCUUUCCAACUCGAGAUUCUAACAAGGUUGAAGAAAAUGUGAACAAUGUUUUGUACAAUCAAAGUUUAGCUGGAAGUUUACUUUUGAUGGCAGUAUGUUUGUGGAACAUAUUUUAUUAUAUAGAGCAUGGUUGCUUUCAAGAAUUUCGUAAAUUAUUAGAAUUACACUAUGUAGAAGCUGUACAAAUGAGAAAUGAAAAAGAUCAAACGAUUUUGCAUGUUGCUGUCAUACAAUCACUUGCUUAUGUAUGGAUUCGACUGUUGUUGAUGAGAGAAGUUGAUUCAUGUGCUAGGGACAAAGACGGUUACACAGCCGCCCAUUAUGCCGCUGAAAAAGAUGAUUUAGAAAUGUUGAAAGCGCUCACCAUGAAGUUUCAUGACAAAGUUAAAACACUAGCAUCUAGCAAUGUAGAAAAAAUUUAUGCUAGUUGUAUGGAAGCACUCACAAUAACCGAAAAGUCUGCUUGCAAUAAAACAGCAAUGAAGUGCGUUAGAUACCUGCAUGAACAACAACCACAUACCAAUGUAAAUCAGACGGAUAUUUUUGGUGAUACAUCACUACAUUAUGCUAUUGCGCAUAACCAUAAAAAUCUAACAGAAUUUCUCGUUAUUGAAUGUCAGUGCGAUAUCAAUGGUGGUAGUGAAAAACGUCCAAGUCCAUUAGAUAUAGCUAUAUUUAAUCAGAAAGCAGAACUUGUGAAUUUUUUAUUGUCAAAAAAUGGGAAAAGUCGAUUUCAAAUUAAACACGAAAGUAAAAAGUGUAAAAUAUUUGAAGAUGAUCUUCGUCUCGAUAUAGAACGUUUAUCGAUUGAACCAGUGAGUACUCGAUCCAUGAAGCUAGAAAUUGAUACUACCAAUGAUUAUCCAGUUGAUCAAGGAAUGGAAGUGAUGGAUAAAAAAAGGAUAUAUGAAAUAACUAAAGCAGCUUUAGAACAAAUGAAACUGAAAGAUUAUCCAAUCGCACUGAAAUAUCGUCAGGAAGAACAAAAUCUUUUAAUAAAAUAUUAUGGCCGUUUACAUGUUCAUGUAGCAGAUUCCUAUAAUAACCUGGCACUUGUUCAUCAUUUACUAGGUGACUACCAAAAAGCUAUUGUUAAUUAUGACAAUGCUAUCGCUACAACCAAUCAGUUAUCAAUAUUGGCACAUGAUCACCCGAAUAUAGCAAAUUUUUACGCUAACCGUGGACUUGUUUAUGCUAUAUUGAAUGAAUUCGAUGAAGCAACUGAAGACUUCACGAAAGCACUUGAAAUAAAACAAACAUGUUUUCCGACGCAAGCCGAUGACAUAAAUAAGUUAAAACAAUAUCUCGAACAAAUUAAGGAUAAAAGAUCGGAAAACUAA
Molecule: messenger RNA, 1614 nt
Organism: Didymodactylos carnosus
Lineage: Eukaryota; Metazoa; Rotifera; Eurotatoria; Philodinida; Philodinidae
Source: the annotation of a GenBank genome assembly